Molecule: messenger RNA, 2445 nt
Organism: Drosophila grimshawi
Lineage: Eukaryota; Metazoa; Arthropoda; Insecta; Diptera; Drosophilidae
Product: cleft lip and palate transmembrane protein 1-like protein
Exons: 2
Coding region: 175-1920 (581 amino acids)
Cellular component (GO): endomembrane system; membrane
Source: RefSeq, a predicted model, not a curated record
UGCCAACACACAAAAACUGAGAUACGCCGGCAUUUAGCGCACAACGAUGUGCAUUAAUUAUACAUUUUCGUAGUUGCUUGCAUUGCAAAUCAUUUAGCUGCCAACGCCACUCAUACAAUCCUUAGUUACUUUUUCAGGCGUUCGGUAAAUCCAUCAUUGCCAUCCGUCACCAUCAUGGCAAUGCCGUCGAUCUCAACGCUGGUGGGCGUGGCAUUUUUAGCCUACAUCCUGCAUUCCAUCUAUCAAAUGUCGCAGCUCUUCACGACACUCCAGUGCAGUGACUCCCCCUGCUACACAUCCUUCCUGGCGGAUCGUCCACGCAUGCAAUUGGCACUGUUCAGCUCGAUCAAUCGCAAUCCCAUCGCGUCCGAGGUGCACGAUAUUUACAAGGAGAAACGCUUCGAUUAUUGGCGUCAGUUCGAUCACGACUUUCAGCUGGAUGUACCGUUAAAGACGCGCCGCAAUGGCUCCCUCUAUUUGCAUGUAGUGCUCGCGCUGGAGGGGGAACCCCUCGAGUGGCGCACACUUCGUCGCGAUGGGCCAACGGUGCUGCAUACGCUCAACCUCUGUGAUUAUAUGGUGCCACGGGCGGAGGCAUUCAAUCUCCUUGGCGACACCGAGAAGCAGUCGGCGCCACUGACGAAAAAAUCCAAAAAGGCAGCAGCAGCGUCUUCUACAACUACUACAUCUGCCUCCAAACCCAUUACACAUAUACGCUCCAAUGUGUAUGUGACACUGUUGACCGAUCUGUUCUCGCUGUCGCAAGCGGAUGUGCCGCCCGAGAUGGCGCAAUUGAUACGCGUGAAUCGCAUGCAACAAAUACUGCCCAUACUCCAGACAGACAGCUUUAAUACGCGACUCAAAGAUCUGGUGGCCGUGAGGAGUAAUCUAACCGAAUUCACCUUCAGCUUCCACUACAAACCGGUUGGCGUGGGAAAACUGCGACUGAUGCUGCUCAUGGAACAUGCGACUCAGGCACUGCUCACGAUUGGCUUCGCCACCAAGGACAUCGAUGAGGUCAAAGGCAUAUUCUCCGAUACAAAUGUAUACCUGCUCUGUGGCACCAUCUUCAUAUCCAGCGUCCAUAUGCUCUUCGACUUCUUGAGCUUCAAGAAUGACGUAUCCUUUUGGCGCAAGAAGCAAUCGUACGAGGGACUCUCGACACGAACAACAGUCUGGCGCGCCUUCUCGCAGUUUGUCAUCUUUCUGUAUCUGUUGGAUGAGGAGACAUCGUAUCUGGUGCUGGUGCCCGUUGGCCUCGGCACCCUCAUCGAGCUUUGGAAGUGCAAGAAAAUACUUCGACUAGAUUUGAGCUUUAGCUCGUUGAUCAAUCGCAAACUAGAGGAAGUGGAUCAGCGUAAUGGCAAUGGCAACACCAAUACCAAUACCAAUCCGAAUGCCAAUGCCAAAACCAAAGGCCAACUGGCCGAGCAGCAGACACAGCAGUUUGAUCGGGAGGGGAUGCGUUAUCUGAGCUAUCUGCUGUAUCCGCUUUGUCUUGGUGGUGCAAUCUAUUCUCUGCUCUAUCAGCCGCAUCGUUCCUGGUACUCGUGGACACUAAACUCGCUGGUGAAUGGCGUCUAUGCCUUUGGCUUCCUCUUCAUGCUGCCUCAACUAUUUGUGAACUAUAAACUCAAGUCGGUUGCUGCGUUGCCGUGGCGCGCCUUUAUGUACAAGGCAUUCAAUACGUUCAUCGAUGACUUCUUUGCAUUCAUCAUCACCAUGCCGACGGCUCAUCGGGUUGCCUGUUUGCGUGACGAUAUUGUCUUCCUCAUCUAUUUGUAUCAGCGCUGGUUAUAUCCUGUUGAUAAGACGCGCCUCGAUACGGGCGCAGCGAUCAGUGAGACGCCUUCGCAAGCAGUGGCUGGCGGCGCAUCAACAGCAACAGCAGCUGCUACUCGCAGCAAGAAGCGAGACUAGAUUAGUAGGAUCAUCACAUGGCUUAGCUAGGAGUAGUUGCACAUUCCGUCGAUUUCUUUAGCAAUUAGCAAUUAGUCGCAACCAUAGGCUGUCAAUAAUAACAAUUCCACCCGUAACUAAAUAGCGCUCUCCACACGAAAACUGUUUUAUCUUUACAAAAACAAAAACAAUUUUACGAUUUAAGAUUUUAGAAUAGGCUAACAAACAAAGCAAUGCGACACGAUCAAUUAAAUUCUAUAAUCGAAAUUCAUAUAAUCCCACAAAUACAAAUAUUGUCAAAUUCAAUGUCUAUUUUACACUUUAGUUCCACAUAAAACGUGUCCUUUAAUCACUACAAAUAACUAUUGUUCUAUAACUGUAUUUAUGUACUUAUGUUGAUUGUUGUUCAUUUUAAAUUAUUAUUGUAUACUCUACAUGUGGAUUGCUAUCGAUGAACAAGUUUUACUUAAACAGCGACCUAGGGAAUAUUUUAUAAAUGGAUUCAAAUAUCAAAUAUAACCGUCAUAUUUUGUAGUCGAAUUUCAA